Messenger RNA from Monomorium pharaonis (pharaoh ant), 1722 nucleotides. Its product is annotated as cytochrome P450 9e2. The transcript has a single exon. Lineage: Eukaryota; Metazoa; Arthropoda; Insecta; Hymenoptera; Formicidae. Gene Ontology annotation, molecular function: iron ion binding; heme binding; oxidoreductase activity, acting on paired donors, with incorporation or reduction of molecular oxygen. The record is from RefSeq and is a predicted model, not a curated record. Bases 102 to 1652 code for a protein of 516 amino acids.
UCAUAUAUGAUAAGAUAUUUGCGCAACACGUAUAUAUUUAUAAUAUUCUACGCCGUGUCCGACAAAGUAUCCCGUUUAGUUGUUCAUCACGUUACAUCACGAUGGACUCGUCGUUACUUUCGUCGCCCGUCGCGCUACUAUUGAUUACUCUGAUCAUCAUUAGCGUUGUGAAAGUGGUCGCGGCACUGCGUUAUAUGCAUUUUUACUGGAAGAAUAAAGGUGUACCUUGUCUGCCAAAUUCGCUGUCGUCAAAUAUAACAGCUUGGAAAUUUCUUUUUGGCCGUAUCAGUUUUGCCGAAUAUUACCAAUAUAUAUAUAAUUACUUCCCAGACGCUAAAUGUGUUGGAAUGAUGGAAUUUGCUACGCCUGUUGUGUUACUGCGUGAUCCUGAGCUGAUCAGAGACAUCAUGGUAAAAGAUUUUGAACACUUCCCAGAUCAUCGCAGUUUUGUUGACGAAGACUUGGAACCGCUGUUCGGUAAGAACAUCGCCCUUCUGCGCGGUGAUCGUUGGAGGGAAAUGAGGAAUACAUUGAGUCCUUCUUUUACCGCCAGCAAAAUGAAGUUCAUGUUUGAUCUAAUAUCGAAAUGCUCUGAGGACUUUGUUAAUUAUUUGGCGGACCAUCCGGAAAUCUGUCAUGUAAUCGACACAAAAGAGGUGUUCAGACGGUACACCAACGACGUAAUCGCCACCGCGGCUUUUGGCAUAAGUGUAAAUUCUAUGAAAGAUCAAUAUAACGAAUUUUACACGAGAGGCGUGGAAGCUACCAAAUUUGCUAGUGGAUUUCUAUCAUUUAUCAAAUUAAUAUUUAUGCGUACGUGUCCAACGCUCGCCAAAUCGAUGGGUCUGACCGUGUUUUCGUCGGCUACGUCCAAGUUUUUUAAAACUAUCGUGGCGGAGACCAUUAGAGCGCGCGAAGAGCAAGGUAUCGUUCGACCGGAUAUGAUUCAUUUACUAAUGCAAGCUCGGGACAAGAAAGACCCCAAUAUACACAAUAUGACCUUGGAUGACAUCGUCUCGCAAGCUUUCGGCUUUUUCUUGGCCGGUUUUGACACGUCCUCGAUGCUAAUGUGCUUCGUCGUUCACGAACUAGCGGUUAAUCAAGAGAUUCAAGAUCGUCUGCGCGAAGAGGUGCAACAGCAUCUCGCCGAAAAGAACGGUGAUAUCUCCUACGACUCACUGAUGAAGAUGUCUUAUAUGGAUAUGGUGAUUUCCGAAACUCUUAGAAAGUACCCACCAGGAAUCGUCAACGACAGACUUUGCGUAAAGAGAUACGAACUGCCGCCAUUGCAACCAGAUAGCAAGAACGUGAUCGUCGAACCUAACAGUGUGUUAAUAUUUCCUGUUUACAGUUUACAUCAUGAUCCAAAAUACUUUCCAAAUCCCGACAAAUUCGAUCCCAAAAGAUUCAGUGAAGAGAACAAACACAAUAUUACACCGUACACUUAUCUACCAUUCGGCCACGGACCUAGAAAAUGUAUCGGCAACCGAUUUGCUCUCAUGGAAACAAAAAUUUUAAUAGCUCAUCUUUUGCAAAGGUUUACACUAAAAACUUCAGAAAAAACCAUCGAACCAAUUGUAUUCAGUAAAAAGGAGUUUACAUUGCAACCUCUUGAUGGAUUCUGGAUUAGCUUCGAGAAAAGAGAAAUGUAAAAGUCUUCCACGAUAUAGAGAUACUUCAAUAUGUAUAUAUAUUUUAAUAAAUGCUUGAAAUGUGCAAUAA